AUGUCUGCUCGGAAAAAAAUUAGCUUACCCAUUGAGGCUCUUUCAGAGUAUAAAGUAUUGGAAAUAUUAAACGACGGGAAAGAAAUUUUAGAAAGACCGUUGACAGCGACUGACAAAUUCGAACGAAUAGUCGGCAGUAUUGAUUUUAGUGACGAGAAUUAUGGAAUAAAAGAUGCCAAAGAUGAGGAUGAGGGUAAAGUUAGUAAAAUUUCGGAAAAGAGUUGGAAUAAUAUUCGUGAAUGGAUAAGAUCGUCAUACGGUGAAGUGUGUGCUUUUUUGGAUUUUAUCUCGGUUUAUAAAGAAACUAGAUGUAUGGCCAUUUUUCAAGUCGCUCCUAGUGACCAAGACUCGGAAUUCGGUGGACGUAAUCUAAAUGCUCAAGCGCUAACAUGUCUUGGAGGGAAGAAAACGGCUCUUUCAAAUGCUGCGACCAUUCUUCUAAGAGGUGCCCAGCGUUUUCGGGCCAGGAAUAUUGAAAAGAUUCAAGAACAGCAACGUUUUGCCGAUGGCCAACGACGUCUCUCUUAUCAUGAAAGUUUAUUGGAGCUACGUAAAUCCUGGCGAAUAAAAUUGAGCCAAAACAGCAUUUUGGGGGAUGUCAGUCUCCGCUGCAUUGGUUCGAGAGGCAAGGAAGGAGGGAUCUUUGAGAUCGUCGAAGCCGAUAAAACCCAACCGAUCUCUGAGGGGGUAUACGAACCGAUCAAAGUUAAAUUUAGCUCCACAAUGGAGUCCCUUUUGAACAAAGAGCAAGUCACUGGUCGUCUUCGUGUUACAAUCCGUCAUCUUGACGGAAAUAACAAGAAAGAUUGGUUUAAAUCUCUUGUUCCUCAAAACAACGGCCCACUUUUGUGUCGCCAAUUUAAGCGCCCCAAAACUCAAUUCGAUCGUCUAUGCUUGGCACAACAUUUGCUUAUGUGCCGGGAGAUUAUGUCCAUUCUCUUUUAUGAAUCAUCAUUGAUUGGGAUCGAUAAAUUCAAUAAUGAUCUUAUUGCUUUUUCUUCUCCGAACAAAGUUAUCGCUACAAUUUAUCCAGGGGUUCAAUUGGCCAUUAGUUUGGAAAAAGCUGAUGACACCCCUCUGGAAAGUGGGGAGGUAGAGUAUCCAGCGUUGAGUACCCAAUUGAAGAGAUUGAUCCUCCGUCAGCAUGUUCAAUCAUGGUUUAACAUCGCUAGUAUUCCGUAUCCGGCAACUGGGCCGGUUCAAGUGCCUUUGCAUCUUCGUGGUGGAGGUGCUUCAAUCUUUCUUAAUAGCUCCAAGUUUCCACAAGGUCAAAAUGACGGAGGGGUACCCAUAAUCACUAAUUGCGUGGCCGGUAUGGGUAAUUCUGCAGCCUCAGCAUGGAUCACCUAUCAGAAUCAGGCUCUAAGAGCCGCUCCUCAUCAACCCUAUUCAGCUCCAAGGGGUCAGGAACGCUACGCCUACUUCAACGAUUGGGCUCUAAAUCAGCAGUCUUUGCAACAACAGGUCCAAUCAAUUCCUGAUGAAGUAUCCGUCUCAGGACUCAUGUUAAGCAGCUUGGAACACGACCUCAGAUCGAAUCGCGCUUCUCCUGAGGCGAUAGCCUGCAUUUUAGGCUCAGGGGAUGGUCUUCUCACGCCAGUAGUAAAGAUAGCUCGACAUAGAGUGCUAAGACAGAAUGUGGCGACGAUCUUGACUAAAUUUGUUCGUGAAAUUGCCGAGGAAAGAAUGAGUAUUACUACUGUGUGGUGCACCAUUUCUACUAUGCUCUCCUCUAGUGUUAGGGUGACGAUGUACUCCUUGGGUCAUGCAACUUGCUCCACUCGGUUUCUAAUAUCUGUGGGAGUUGAGGAGGUCUCGAUUAAAGGUAUUUGUGGAACAUCUCCGGCCAUCAACAUCCCUGCAAAUGCGGAUUUGCAGCAAGAACUUCUGCGCAUCCUCAAGCUUCAAGAACUGAGGACUAAGAUGUAUACAAUUCAAAGCCUUACCUCAAAGUUUCUGGGGUGGGUUCAACUUGGAUGCCCAGGGAUGCCUUUCGUGGAUUCUCCUCUAAGUGCCCUUCUACUGGCUUCUCGUAGUGGAAAUAGGGUUGUCUGCAUUCGAGCGAGCGAUAAGGAGGAGGAUUUGGAGUUUUGGGUAGCCAAUUCGAAACAGAAUGAACUGAUCAUGGCUGGCAGUCGAGGUGAUCUACUGCAGAAUCUGCUCUCUUGUGUAGACAGCAGCAACACCCGGUUUCACUUCCGAAAGGUGGAUUUGACUCGAGUGUCUGGGCAAAAUGUUGUUGGAAAGAUUGAGAACCUUCUCACUUGUCUUAGUUUUGCUUGA
Rodentolepis nana is the source of this 2283-nucleotide messenger RNA. NCBI's taxonomy places the organism in Eukaryota, Metazoa, Platyhelminthes, Cestoda, Cyclophyllidea, Hymenolepididae. The record is from the annotation of a GenBank genome assembly.